Stereum hirsutum FP-91666 SS1 is the source of this 3671-nucleotide messenger RNA. RefSeq lists its product as uncharacterized. Gene Ontology annotation, biological process: regulation of transcription by RNA polymerase II. The transcript is spliced from 7 exons. Gene Ontology annotation, cellular component: piccolo histone acetyltransferase complex. The coding region runs from base 123 to 3308 and encodes 1061 amino acids. Lineage: Eukaryota; Fungi; Basidiomycota; Agaricomycetes; Russulales; Stereaceae. The record is from RefSeq and is a predicted model, not a curated record.
CGAGCCCCGCCAGCGCCGCACGAGUCGACGAGCCCAGCGAGCGAGCCGUAGCACAUCCUUCGCGUUCUCGAGCCCCGCCCACUGCUAAUUUAUUCUCUGCAUCGCUCACCUUCCUCCAUGAAAUGCCCCGCGCCAACUCGUCCAGCGGCCCCUCGACUCUUCGAAACCGCAACCGUGUCACUAACAAGACUCGUCUUCGCAUCGUCCAGGGAUCCAUUGAUGCUGAUCCCCUGGGCUUCGACGAGGACGAGGAGAAGGUCCGUGUCGUCUCGACUGCCGGCGUCGAUGCUGAGGAUGCCAACGAACACCAUCUCCAAGCUGUGCUUUCCGCUGCCGCCCGGCAUUCAGCGUCGGUGCAGCGCCCCACGCGAGGAGCGGCGGCAUCGGCCCCGGCAGCGCCAGACAGGGCAGCAUACAUUCCCAUCCCGGACAGCACCGGCACGGUCGAUAACUACGAAGAGCUCUAUCCUACCUCGAAAUGGACAGAUCCCCACCAUUAUCUUAAGACAUCGGAGUGCGUCGAGGAAUCCAUCUCGGACGCCCUUGCCAAUGGCUUCACAUAUUAUAUGGAUGAGCGAGACAAAGAUUGGCUAGACAAGAACAACGAGGAGGCGCGUGGCGAGGGCACCUCUGCCCAGGGCGCUCUCUCUACGGCUGGGACCGCCACACGCACGUCCCAACGGAGUGCAAAGGCAAAGGGAAAGGAACCAGAUGUACCACAGCCAGUGGUCAUGACAGAGGAUGAGCUUGAGCUCGUCAUGGGCCUCUUCGAGAAGGUAACUAACGAAAAGACCGCCUACCUCCAUCAUGGUCUCGAAUCCGGAGGUCAUUUCCCUCCAUUUUCAGAUUAUCAAGACACCUUCGCAUCGCCGUUACCCCCCGAUACCUUUGCUGCUUUUGUUGUCCCGUCAUGGAUCCCUCCGCCACCACAAAUGCUCCGUUACGCCAAGCUUGUCUACUCUUACUGGAAAGAGCGCCGGAUCGAACGCGGUGGCCACAGAGUUAUCCCUGCGCUGAAUUACGACGAGGCCGACACACAGAACGAAUCUUAUGUUUGUUUCCGCCGACGAGACGUCAAGGCCAUUCGUAAAACUCGUGCUGCUCAGGCUUCGUCAUCAGAGAAGCUCGUAAGGCUUCAGCAGGAGCUUCUAAUGACCCAAGAACUGGCUGUGGCGACUAAUAAUCGCGAAACCAUCAAACGAGAAGCAGUGCGCCACGGGAGGGCAGUUUGGGAGAUACGCGAGAAUAUGGCUAGUAUGAAGCGGAAGUUUCCUGCUCUGGGCGUCAAGGAGGAUGAAGAAAUGUUUUUCGACAAGGAACGUCAGCCACCGAAGAAACCAAAACCAGCACAACUCUCGAUUCGCAUCAAGCCUUCUGCCGCAGACAACCUUCCAGCCAUGGAGACUCCUAUGCGACCGAAGGACCGGGUGGCGGCCAUUCAGAGCGAAAUCGAACGAGGAGUCCUACAGAUCAAGGCGACCAAUUCGUAUUGGGAGGACGGUAUCGACAAUCCUCACCAGCCGGACCCCGUCGGACUCUCAGGUCGAUAUUGGUGUCCUACUAUCACUCCUCCAACCUCUUCUGACUCCCAGGACGAGUCGCCGCGACACUAUCGUGCAGUACGGAUGAGACGUGGUCGCGGUGGCGUCGUACGAGUGGAUCGCCGAGGGCUCCCUCCAAGAGGGUCUCGACAAGACGACGAGGAGGAGUUUUUGCGCCGACCUCGUCUGCGACACUCUGAGGACUCGUCCGAUGAAGAUUCUGCGGAGGAACGAGAGCGUGCUCGAAGGAUAACUGAACGGUGGCGCUAUGAUCACGACGACGAACCGCCCGUCGGUCCUGAUGGCCCUGACGAGCAAGACCGGGUACUGGUCGACAAUUAUUCUCCCGAGUAUUUGCGUCAUACUAUGUCGAUUUUACGUCCCGAUGACCACCAGAGGCUCAGCACCGACUCAACGCUCUUCCUUAAGGGUGCCAACGGCCAGACACAAGCCGUUGCGCCAAUUACUAGAUUCGCGAACUACAACAUGACCCGUGCUCCCGGCCGUCCCAUGGCUCCCCCUGCCGUCCCGAAUACCGCCUACCAGAAUCAGCAACAACAGAUGCAGCAACCUCGACCAGCUCACGAAGCCGGUGUUGCCUUGUCUAUGCCGCAGGCUGGCGGAACGCCAAUCUCGAUGCAGGCUCAAAUGAAGAAAUCCAUGAAUGUUCCGCAAGUUCGCCUCUCGUCGAAUGGAGGGAUGCGUUCCGGUUCAACACCUGGCAUCGCUCAAUCCGACGGCCAGGGCGCCCAAUUGUCUCCGCCACAUCCCUCUUCCGCUUCUGCUCCUCCGAUGGUGAACGGUCACAAUGCCACCCACACGCCCACGCACAUUUCUCACGACAUGUCCACAUCGUCAGCUCCUGUCGCUGACGGUAGCCUCCCCGCCUCCGCCUCCUCUGCGUCACCCGUCUCCGCUCACGCGAACCCUGCCCAUAAUAUCCCUAUGCAACUCAAGCCACCAAACCCGCACCACGCCAUUACCAUGCCGAACGGAUAUCAUAUGAACGGGUUCUCGUCGAACGCUAUGCAGAAUGGAGCGCAGAGUUACCCCGCGUACCCCAAUAUGCAGGGUCUGACCAUACAACAGAUGCAGGCUCUCAAGCAGUUCGCAGCCACGCAUGGGGGUCAGCAGCAGCAGGAUUUAGGAGGUAAUGGUGGCGCUGCGGGCAUGCCGUCGACGAAUGGAUCGAGACCUGCGGCGUACAUGGGCCACGUCGCUCCUAACGGGGCGAAUUACAACCUUCCAUUGGCUCACGGAGUCAACGUCAACACGAAUCAUAACCUCACUCAGCAGCAGCAACAGCAGCAGCAGAGCCAGGGAAUGCGGAUGGGCGCCGGGAUGAACUUGGACCUUAAGCUUCCUGCCUCUCGCCAGAUGCAAUGGGCGGCCUCGCAACAGCCCCAGCAGUCUGCGCCUGUGGGUGAUAUGAACGGCAAUGGGAUCCAGGGUGGGAUGAGGAGGACUUCGUCCGGGAACCUCAGUCAUGGACAUCUCUCGGCGUCGCCGCACCUUACGCCACAGGUGCAAGGCAGAGUCUCACCUGCGGCUCUUGCUGCCGGUGCAGCCCACGGAGCCCAUGGGAUCUCGAUGUCACAUUCGAUGUCGCCGCAUUUGCAGAAUCGGAGUCCCGCGAACGUGUCACUUGGAAUGGGAGGACAGGGACAGCAAUCGCCACCGAGGCCGGGCCAGGGUAUUAUGUCGUCGCCUUCCUUGCAGCAUCAGCAUCAGCCGGUGAAUGGUUCGGGCUCGACGGGGACCUAUUGAGUUCCCUAGUUGCGUUCGAGCUUCGUCUCCCGAGUCUCAUGCACCCCUUCAGCUCAUGCCUUUCCGAUGUCUUCAUAUACCGUUACUUUUAUCCUCUGACUUUUCUUUUCAACUCUCCACUCCUCAGUUGCCGUUAUUCUCAUCUUUUCUAUCGAUUGAUUAUGAACGCUCCCGCUUUCCCCUGUUUAUUCUUGUUUUCCAGAUGCGUAACAUCUUCUCAGUCCUUCUUUUUCUAUGUUUUUUUUGUCUUUUUUUGCCAAUUAUGUGUAGUAUACAUAUCGCCCUUUCCUUUCUCCCUUUACGCUCAUCGAGGCUUUUUCUUCUUCUCGCGUAGCCCCCUUCUACUUACGUCCUCGUCGUUGC